AUGUCAUUGAAUAUAACAUUAUAUACAAUAUCGGCUUUGCUAAUAUUAGAUAACGAAGGUAACAGAUUAUAUGCUAAAUAUUACACUCCAUCGCUAGAAGGAUCAGUAGGUACAGGGAAUAAGGAAACUGCUCUGAGCAAACAGAAUUCCAGAUCGAAACAAGCUGCUUCUGCUGCUUCUGCUGCCUCUGCUGCUUCUGCUGCUUCUGCGUCAUUGCAAAAGGAACAACAGUUGAAAUCAGAAAAGGCACUUUUUUCGAAAAUCAACAAGGUCCAUCAGGAUAUCCUCCUAUACGACCAGCAAAUUAUAGUGUACAAGCAAAUCAACGAUGUCACAAUGAUUCUUCUUUCUCCAAUCAGCGAGAACGAGUGUCUUUUAUUUUCUACUUUGAGCAAUUUGAUCGAAGCAUUAACGAUAUUACUUAACAAUAAUGUAGAUAAACUGACAAUCAUAACUCAUUACGAUUUGGUGACAUUAGCAAUUGACGAGACUAUUGAUGACGGGAUCAUCAUUGAGUACGAUCCAGCUACAAUCGUCAGUCGAGUGACUAAUGCACCAAUCAAUAACCCUACUGUUGUCGAUUUGAAGAAUAUUGAUAUUAGUGAAAAGGGACUAUUCAAUGCUUUGAGUUUUGCUAGUAAGAAGCUUGGUGAGAGAUUACAGCAAGGUCUAUAG
Molecule: messenger RNA, 675 nt
Organism: Lodderomyces oxycetoniae
Lineage: Eukaryota; Fungi; Ascomycota; Pichiomycetes; Serinales; Debaryomycetaceae
Product: coatomer subunit zeta
Exons: 1
Coding region: 1-675 (224 amino acids)
Biological process (GO): intracellular protein transport; retrograde vesicle-mediated transport, Golgi to endoplasmic reticulum; intra-Golgi vesicle-mediated transport
Cellular component (GO): COPI vesicle coat
Source: RefSeq, a predicted model, not a curated record